AUGAUAGCAGUAAUUCAUUUUUGGAUAUCGCUGUUGGUGAAUGGAACAAGUCAGACAGCUGCAAACUUUCAUGCAUCUGAUGUCAAAAAGUCAGGUGGAUACGACUUCAUGGCCGAUGAUGAUUCCGUUGUGCAAUGGUCCACAUACUAUCGGAACAAUAACGGGAAUAGAACGAGCGAUUUCUUUCAUUUCCUAGUUCGCACUGAUUAUGAUCAUCGGAAAGAACCGGAAAAUGAUAACGGAGAAGCGGUUGCAAUCAAUGUAUCAAUUGUUGUCAGUAAUAUUCGCGCCGUUUCUGAAGUUACUAUGGACUACGCUCUUGAAUUAUUUUAUCGCGAAUCAUGGCUGGACAAACGAUUGCGUUAUCAGAAUCAUUUCAAAGAUCGGAAGAUAUCACUACAUGAAAGUUACAUCAACUUCUUGUGGCAUCCGGACACAUUCAUGCCAAAUGCUGUCGCUUCAAAAAAUCCGCAAAAACACUCAAUUUCACACCGUUCUUUGCUGAGGUUAAAUGAAGAUGGCGCAAUUCUAUAUAGCAGGCGUAUUUCCAUUGUGGCCGAAUGUCCAAUGGAUCUUACACUCUUUCCAUUUGAUUCACAAUUAUGUAAACUUGGCAUCGAAAGUUAUGGAUAUACAGCAGACCGUGUGCGGUAUUUUUGGUCCAGAGAUGUUAAAGCACCGCUGCUGCUGCAGAAAAUCCGGUUACCGGACUUCCAGAUCAAAGAAGCUUAUGUAACGAGUGUUAUUGAAAAUUAUGCUACAGGCAAUUAUAGCAGACUUUAUGUAUGUUUUGUAUUUGAUCGUUCAUCGGGAUUUUGUCUGAUACAAUUAGUAGUUCCAUCCACAGCAGUCGUUGUCACUUCCUGGGUCUCAUCAUGGAUGGAAAACGAGACUGAAUUUCAGGAUAUGGUUUCAAUUAUACUGGCAAUAACGUUUUUGAUAUUCUCAUACAAUGAGAUGAUGCCUCGUGUAAGCUACAUUAAAGCUAUGGAUAUUUACCUUGGUGUAUGCUUUAUGGCUGUGUUUUUAUCAUUAAUCAAAAUUGCUUUUGUAAAAUUUAUGCGACAGAGGCUGAAUAAAAACAGAAAGCAAUCCUCCGUGGUUGCAUCGAUGUUAGCAAAGGUUAAUAUGGCCACAAAUGACACAUUUAAUGAGCCUGGAAUUAUUAUCGCAUCAUCGCGGACGACUUGUGUUGAUUUUGAUUUGCCGUCUUUACGAAGACGAUCAUGUCGUUUGUCUAAUUCGCACACAUCAAUCUCAAUGAAUGAUCCAUACGAAUUAGACCAUUAUUUGGAAAAACGACGAGAGUUUCGAUGUUUCACUUUAAAGCAUUUGUUGGAUAAUUGUCGAUUAACAAAAAAGUCAGUACAAAUGUUUCACUGGAUAUCUCAGGUGAUUUUUUUGAUAACAUUCACGUCAUUUUGUCUAUUCUACUUCCUGUUAUAUCCCAACAUGCACUCUAAAAUGGAAGACGCUGAAUGCGAUCGUACAAAAUCGGAAUGGUUCGCCGAAAUUACUUAA
Molecule: messenger RNA, 1521 nt
Organism: Loa loa (African eye worm)
Lineage: Eukaryota; Metazoa; Nematoda; Chromadorea; Rhabditida; Onchocercidae
Product: excitatory GABA receptor EXP-1A
Exons: 13
Coding region: 1-1521 (506 amino acids)
Biological process (GO): signal transduction; nervous system process; regulation of membrane potential
Cellular component (GO): membrane; neuron projection; synapse
Molecular function (GO): extracellular ligand-gated monoatomic ion channel activity; neurotransmitter receptor activity; chloride channel activity
Source: RefSeq, a predicted model, not a curated record